Molecule: messenger RNA, 603 nt
Organism: Adineta ricciae
Lineage: Eukaryota; Metazoa; Rotifera; Eurotatoria; Adinetida; Adinetidae
Source: the annotation of a GenBank genome assembly
AUGUUUCGUUCCUAUCAGCGCUAUCCCCAUCGGUCAGCUAGCAACAUACGUGGUGUGCACCAUAGACGUCAUAAUGCUAUGCCAUAUCCCAGGGCUCGAUUAUCUCAUCGACAAAUGAUGAUUCGUCGCCCAAGGUAUUAUUCAAUACCACCAUCUCGUCCUGUACAAUCUCUUGGCUUUUUUGAAAGUAUACUUGCAUUCCUUGCUACACUAUUCUGUCUAAACAGAAGUAGACCCGGUCGAGGCACAUCGAGUGGGGGAGGUGGUGGUAUUACUAGUGGUGGUGGAGGUGGUAUUACAAGUGGUGGUGGCGGAGGUGGUGGUAGUACUAGUGGUGGCGGUGGUGGAGUGACAAGUAGUGGAGGAGGAGGCGGAGGUGGAACAAGUGGUGUUGGCAAUGGCGGAGGAGCAAGUUGUGGCGGUGGAGGAGGAGCAAGCUGUGGUGGUGGCAGUGGAGGAGCAAGCUGUGGUGGUGGCGGUGGAGGUGCGAGCUGUGGUGGUGGCGGCGGAGGUGCAAGCUGUGGUGGUGGCGGUGGAGGUGCGAGCUGUGGUGGUGGCGGCGGAGGUGCAAGCUGUGGUGGAGGCGGAGGAGGUGGUGAUUAA